AACUAACGAAGGAAGCUGUCUUUUUCAGAAAGGGUAGGGGGUAGGGGGUUGAGCAGGAGAGAGAUCUAGAGGAGGGUCAUUAUUUUUAUCCCACUUAAAGGAAGAGUCGCCAUAAUUUUGACACAACACAAAGGAAUCACUUCAUUUACACAGGUUAAUAGGAAGUGUGAUCUCUGAGCUCAUGACAAGUGGUGAUCUAAAUAAGCACUUUGCCACUGUAGCGUGAAAAUGACGCGGUUGGCUGAGAAAAGAGAGACUUAUGGAGGAUCAGCUGGUUUGUAAAAGCCUUACCCCCACUAUACGGUGCCUCAUAGAGAACGGUCGGACGAUGAUGAGGUUGUUCUAUCAGAAAGGAUACUUUUUUCCACGAUGUUGCCUUAAACGCACAAGGGUGACUCGUGGCUGAGCUGAUGGAUUUCGAUUCGUGCCGCUUCGAUAGCCAUUCCCAGUUUCUGAUAGAGCUUUCUUACAUCCUUCAUACUCGUGACCCAGUUGAAAUUGAUUCGUGUUGUCUCACUGAUUGGUAAUCUUUAGAUCUUUGGUUUCCCUUUCGUAACCGAGGUGCAAUACUCAUGAUUUAAUAAAGAUAACAUAUAAAGAAGUCUUAAAAGAAUAAUAAAAAAAGAAUCAUAUGAUUGCCUAAAAAAGAAAAAGAAAAAGAAAAAGAAAUUAUUUGAUCUCUUAAUUUUGGGUUGGUAACGGGGUCGUAACGGUAUUGCACUUCCUCAAAAGAAGCGAAAUUCAAACUAAAAGUCACGCUAAUGCAUAAUUAAUCAUCAAAUGUCGGCUUCUGUAACCAAGUACUGUAAUCAACUUUGGGUUAAUCUGCAAUAUCAGUUACUAAAAAUAUCAGUCUUUUUUGUUUCACUCCUAAUUUACAGACGUGUCCCAAAAUCUACGAUUCGAGAACUUGAUAAAACUUUAGACAUAAUUUCAAUAAGACCUCCAAUGCAGUUUAUCAUACUUUAGUCAAAUUAUCUCUUAAAAUCUAUCAUUUUCAAGGUUAGGGAACUAUGCAAAACUUUGGUCAGCAUUGUAAUCCAAUAACUCUUACGUCACUGAUCAGUGUGGUUUUAAUCACGUUUUCCCCAAGGAUUCAUAGGAAUGUGAUGUAAAUUAGCCCAGCAACCAAUGAGAGCGUGAAGUCCUUUGUAACUACGAACACUUUCUUGAGGGCAACCCGUACGUGAAUCGUGAGAGCGCACAUUAGGUAGAAGUAGAUUAUAAAUGCUUCUUGAGAAAACGGGAAAAAGUUCAUCAACCCCAGGGUCUCACCUGGCCUCGUAAAUACUCACACUGAGGUCAUGCAGUUGAACUGAAAGGUUGUGAUGUUGUGUUGAUCUUCAAGAUGGAAGUGUAUCACUAUGGGAGUUUGACUGGAGUGUGACAAACGAAGACAAUAUUGGAAACAAAGAAAGUCAACCGUCUGGUCCCCAAUUUGGGGGCCAGAUCGGCUUGUUUCCUUCAGCUGCAAAUAGCUUUGAGGCCCAUGAAGCCACCAAGUACAUCGAGAAUUGGAGCAAGGAUGGAGGCAUUCAAGUAAUACGUUCUCUUGCAGAGGUUAAUACCUUGUCUUCAGAUGAUGGUCCUUUGAGAUGGGUCCCUGUGAUAGAAAGUGUCAUACCAAUUACAAUUCACAGAAAGAAGGUGGAAACAGGAGAUGUGUUCCUGGUCACAGCAUUGAUGAACAAUGAGACUGUCUUUAGUGCAGAAAUAAACUUAAAUGAAAUUCGGCUUAAGAAGACAUCUGAGUGUUUUGUUCAGUGGAGGAAUCGUAAAUCAAAGAGCCAUGCAUGGGGACUGAACUUUGUAUCAGAAGAAGAAGCUCAGAAGUUCUUAGAUUUUUGCAGUCCUGGAGGGGUGCGUUCCACAUCAACCACAUCAUCAUCAAAUCCUUCACUAACCAAUCAGCCAAAAUCAAGUGGACCGAUCAAGUUACCUUCAAGGAAAGAUAGCCAAGGGAGUUCUGAUACACCAUCAAUCCAGGUUAAUGACACUGAUUUAAACAACAAAUCUCCAAUCAAUGGUACCCUCUGCAAUAAUGUUGGUGACCACUACCAGUCUAACAGCACCCUUGUAGCCACAGAAACACUUACUACCAUCAGUUCCCACACAACUUCACCUAUACCCCGUUUACAAAGCAGUGGUGAUCCUGAUAGUGGAUUUGGUGUGGAGGAUGUUGGUAGUGAUUCACUUGACUCUCGUAAUGUGAUGCAUAUUUCACCAUCACAUGAAAAUCAUCUUUCUUCACGCUUAUCUGUUGCCAGUGACUCAGAUUACUCAGUUAGUUCAAGGAGUAACUUAUCUGAUGUGGAUGACUUGGAAAUGAGCUACUUUAAGAGUGUUGCUGAUUUGAAUGCUAAUGACAGUCCUGUGGAUAUUCAUGCCUCAUUUCAUGAUGAAGGAGACCUUAACAGUAGCUGUGGAACAAACUUGAAACCACAGUCCGGAAUUGCUCAGUCACGUCAGGGUGGUGCAACUCGUAAGGCAGGCUGGCUGUCUGUGAAACAUGUCCUUGUAAGAGUGAAGACGAACAAAGUUGAGCAGGCAUCAGAUAGGAAGUGGCGAAAAUGUUGGGUGUCACUCAGAAAUGGUGCCCUGAAUUUUUAUUUUUGUAAUGAAAAGACUGUGAGUCCUCAAGAUUUAGAUGAACCAAAUUUUUCAUUGGAAAUUGAUGGUUGUGUUGCUCAAGCUGUGCCAGAACAUGCCAAGUUAGAUCAUGUGUUUAGUGUUAGCUCCAGACUUGGGGAAGGAUACUUCUUCCAGGCAUCCAAUCAGACCGAUCUUGAAAACUGGAUUACAGCAAUACAUUCAAUGGCUGCAUCAGUGCUGGCAGGAGCAGGACAGAAGGGAAAGCAUGAAAUGCUUCGUAUUCUUACAACAGAGAUCAAUAGAGUUGAAAAGAAAAUAUCUUCAGAUUCCAAACUUAAGAAAAUGGCAGAGUUACAGUCCACUGUUGUUACUGAUUCCAAGAACAAACAAGCCUUUCUUGAUCAGAUAUCAAAGUGGGAUAAAAACUUAGAGCAGCUCAACAUUGAUUUCUAUCGACUUCAUUGCUACACAGCAGCCAUCCAGGGCAGCCAAUUACCCAAUCCUCAGACACUUCUAGCUUGUGUUUCAAGAAACACUAAACAGAUCCUUUCAAGACUAAACAUCUUUUCAGUUAUGUCAUUCCAUGCUGUUGUGAGUGCAAGAGACCCCAGCACCGAUGCAGAAGUAAAGACAAGAAACAAAGCAAAGAGAUCAGCUAGCUCUGUAGGCAGGCUGAAAAGUGCUUUGCUUACAUCACUGAGAAUCAAUGAUGCAGCAAGUGUAAAGUCGAUCAGAGACCGUUACUCUGGAAAAGGUUCUGGAACACCAAGUUUAAAACGACAAUUGCAACCAAACUUAGAUAGCAUAGAUGAUAUGCCAGAGGAGGAAGGUGCCUUGGUAGAGAGCAGCUCUCUAUCAUCAAGUCACUCAGACUGGAAAAACCUUGGAAACUUCCUUCGCAUCAGUUUGGAUAACAAUCAAAGCACUGUAAUACCUUUACACAAUGAAAUGACUAUACUGGAGGUGGUUGAAAAUACUUGUAGCAAACGUCAAUUGAACCCAGAGGCCUAUUACCUUAAACUUGGAUUAGAAGAUGAUUCAGGUGUAACAGGCUACACCACUCCGCUCCAGGAUUCUUUGCUAGAGAGUCAUAACUAUAACUGUCUAAAGUUAUGUGAGAAGUGCACUUUCACUAUAGAAUUGGAGCGUUCGAUGGAGAUUGACAGGCUUGAUUUUGGUAUAUCAGUGGAGAGUAAAGAUGAAGGCAUUGUGGUUAGCUCAGUUGAGGAAGGGAGAUUAGCACAUGUUCAAGGUAUUAGGACUGGAGAUGAAAUUCUUGCUGUAAAUGAUAUUAAAAUAGAAGAAGUGGAAAAUGCAGUGGAAGAUCUCAGAGAAGCACUAAAGGACCCAUCCAUUACCUUAUUGCUGCGCUCAUGCCGUGAUGAACCACCAGUAGCAAAUAAGGUUACAUCUGAUGCCAUUAUCACCAGUCUUGUUGUCCAGCCGCCUCCUAAGAUAAGUGAUACAAUUCCUGAGCAAGAUCUAAGUGACCUGAUUGUUCCUCCGCCUCAAUCUUACGACGAAGACUCUACAGUGGAUACAGAAAGUGUUAUCACAAGCUGUACCGGAGAACUGAGUAGUCCUUCGUCAUUACCACCCGGCAAGAGUGUGGACGAACUUCUUCAGCACGCUGAACAAGUAACGCUGUUCUGCAGGCGGCAGGUGGAAUACUCAGAUGACGAAGAACCCAAGCCGAGUGUCCGUCUCAGCCAAGCACAAAAGCUGCGGAAAGUUAUCAUUGAACUCGUGGAUACAGAAAGGUCUUACGUGAAGGAUCUGAGACUUCUGCUAAAACGUUAUCUUGAUCCCAUGAAAGAUGAGAACUUCAUGUCACAAUCAGAGGUUCAAGCAUUAGUAUCAACUGUUCACAAUAUCUUAGAGUUUCAAGUGGAAUUCCUCAAGCAAAUUGAAAGGCCGAUGGAAACGGAGACUGGAUUUGAAGAGUUCAGUACCGUUGAACAGUUUCAGAACGUUAUAUACACCAUUGGAGAGACAUUUUUCAACUACACGGAACAUUUCAAACUUUACAGUGCGUUUUGUUCAAGUCACUCAAGGGUUGUUGAACUUCUUCAAUCAGGAUCAAACACCGCACUGCAUGAGUUCCUUCAUGCCCGUAAUCCAAAGAACCAGCAUUCAGGGACGUUAGAAUCUUACCUUAUCAAGCCAAUUCAGCGCGUAUUAAGAUACCCUCUAUUAUUGCGUACAAUCUUAAAGCUCCUGGAUAGCUCUAGCGAAGAAUAGCAUUGCCUGUUAGAGGCCGUGACUGCAAUCGAAAAAGUUGCUGAGCACAUUAACGAGAUGCAGAGGAUUACAGAGCAAUUCUCACCAGUUUUCCAUCAACUGAUUGAAGAGUUUGGAGUAUUCGAGCUUUCUGACGUCAGCAUAGAUCGGUUGACACAUCAUGGUAAAGUUCGCUGGCUCAAUUGCCCGGAUGACGUACUGAAAAGUGGAACGCUAAAAAAGUACCCAGUCUCUCCCAGAAUUGGGAAAAAGAUGACUCCCGGGACUAUGCAUCUUUUUGCAUUCGAGAAAGUGUUGAUUCUUCUUUAUGUGGAGCGGAAACAGAAAAAGAAAGAAAAAGACCGGCCCUCUUCCUUAGGAUCAGCGGAAGAAAUCAAGUUUAAAACUAUUAUCCCAGCAUCUGCGCUGAUAAUUCGAGACCACUGUUGGUUAAAUGAUGGUCCAGAGCCAAUUCAUUCGUGGGAAUUAGUAAACAUAAGUGAUACAGCGGAGAUUGGCAGACAAGAAUGUACCUACGUAUUUGCAAACAAAACUGCAGAAGAAAAGAGGGAGAUGGUUAAGUACAUCAAAGAAGCUAUAAAGAGAAGCAUCAAGGUUGGUUAUAAUUUAGCAACCGCCAUUGCGCCAAGGUCGCCAAGCUUCCGACGUAACAACGCCGACGACAAGCUCAAUGCAUCGGAUCCAGGCCCGUUCUUACGUCUUGGCGGUGACCCCUCAUCACUUUUCAGCCGAUCGUUUAGUCACAAUCCCGAAGGUUUUCGAAAUCGGAGAACAUCGCUCGAGAGCGACGCGACCCACAGUUCGGAUGGUUCCGGAGACACCGAAUCCGUUAGUAGUGUAGGUACCGCUCGAGACAGAAGGUUCAAUUUGAAGAAAAAGAACAAAGUCGUCUCUCCUUUGGGGUUAGAAGAUGUUCAAAUUAAGUUAUAGCACGGCAGUGCAAAUGGUUGUUGCAAUUUAUUGCGCCAAGUUCAUACUAAAGAUCCAGAGUUUUAUUUUCUAUACUUCGUCGGAGAAACAUUAUACAGAAUUUACUGUUUAAAAAGAAAAGAAUAUCGUUGUAAAAAAUAGGUCUUUAUUUAUGGUACUGUCGUUGUCUUUGAUUUUACUUUUUACUGUUUUAUUUUACAGUUUGAAUUGCAGGAAUUUGUUUAUAUUUUAUGGUGUUGAUUUUGUGUGUUGUUUUGUAAAUCUCUAUGAAACAAAGUGCACUUGAGUUGUUCCUAGAUAAUAGGUUACAGUACGUUAUCUUAUGCAAAAGGUCUAUUUAUUCAGUGAAGAGAGUGAUUACUUUUAUUAUAAACUGUAGAUGUCGCAUUCAAAUUAUUCGACCCUCAUCUCAAACGAUGGUAAAUAAUUCAGACAAGUCCACCGGGACAUCACGACCAAAGAACACUCAAUCUAGCCCCAGGUCUUCCCCUCCUUGGGUUGCUAUAGUCAGAACAAAGCGUGAGAAGGUAAAAUAAAAACGUGUGUGUUUUUCUUGUCCAUAUUGAAACAUUUAUAGGCAAUCUGAAAAGGGUACAUUUAAAGAAGGAAUUUCUACAGAAUCAACUGACGCAGCAGAUAACGUUGGUACUUCUAACUUUCAGUCAUUAGUCACGGUGUUACCUUAUCUAGUACCCUGGGGCUACCGUGCAACUGUGACGUAAAUGUACAACGGCUUGGCUAUGAAAGGUCUGGGUACAAGACUAGGUAGUACCAAUUUGUACUUGAUCAAACAGUUUAAUUUUUCAGCUGCUUUGAAGCCUUACAAUGAUGUUGUAAUGGUUGGUUGUGGAGACAAUGAAUACUAAUCAUUGUAAAAUACUGAACUUCCAAAUAUGCAAAAUUGAAAGCAGAAUUUUAUAAUAUUUGGAAACAGUUGAGAGUGAAAGGAUGAUUUGAUUUACUGUUCUUUUUCUCCCAUUAUAUCAAAGGCGUGGUCAUGUAUACUUAAAUGGUACCUCACAAAAAACAUACCUGUUAUUAUUAUGUUUUUUUUUUUCGUUUUGUUUUGUUUUGUUUCUUUCGCUAGACCAUAUGUUAACGGGAUUAAUAUUAACUAGAUUAUCUUCCUUUAUGCCUCGGCUUCGUUUAGUACUAAACCAACUCGUUAGCAAGGCGUGAGGUCGUUCCAAAAUUUGCGCUGUUUGCGGAAACGUUCCUAAGUAGAGGAGGCAGAUGUAGACACUUAGUUCUUCUCUCUUUUAUCAUACUCGAGUCACUAGUGACAAAUCGUUUUCUUGGAUCUUGCGUUUGAAAACUCUUUCGGUGUGUUCAAAUUACUCUUAAUAGAUUUGUCAGUGGGGUGUCUGUAGGGAUACAACAUCAAAAUCUGUAAUCCAAUAAAAUAUAUGUUCAUAAUUAAA
Stylophora pistillata is the source of this 7184-nucleotide messenger RNA. Its product is annotated as rho guanine nucleotide exchange factor TIAM1-like. The record is from RefSeq and is a predicted model, not a curated record. Lineage: Eukaryota; Metazoa; Cnidaria; Anthozoa; Scleractinia; Pocilloporidae. Gene Ontology annotation, biological process: activation of GTPase activity; small GTPase-mediated signal transduction. Gene Ontology annotation, molecular function: guanyl-nucleotide exchange factor activity; protein binding.